CGUUGCUUCGGAUACCAAUCAAUCAUCAAUUUUAUAUAAUUUACUAAUAUUGUGCUCUGUUCAAAAAUAAAAUAAGAAGAACAAAUUAAAAAAAAUCAACGACAGCUGUAUAUUUCUUGUGAUAGACAUCAAAUAGCGAGAAAACAUAGUGAUAGAACGUUUCAUAUUUAAUGCAAAUGGAUCCCUAGUCGACAUUAAAAUUUCGUGUUUAGUUUUCAAAAUCGAAAAUUGCACUGAAAUAACCGACGUUGUAACCAGAAACACUUGAUCUAAGGAGAAAGAAACCAAAUUUUUUUCACACAUUCUUCCUCACAACCGAACAACAUUUUUCAAACGUUUGAUCGAAAAGUAAAAAACAUUUACUAUUAUAGUAUGCACUUCCAAUUAAUCAAACGUAAUCCAAAAGAUGAAGCAGAGACACCGACGUUAAACAAAUUUUUACAAGAGUUUUUUGCCUUGAGCAUAAUCUAGACAUCGAAAAAAGUAUCAAAUAUUUGAAACGAUUCAUACAAAUUACAAAGCAAAAGAGUUUAGUGAAAAUAUUGCAAUUUGUAAUGAUUGACAGAACUUGAAAUUCGAUUAUAACAUACAACUUUUAACGUAUAAUAAUAUAAAUAAAUUGUGACCAUUCGCCAAUUUUUUUUUCUUGAGAAAUAGUUGGGAAUUUUUUCAUUUUUUAAAUCAAUUUAAAAGAAUUCGUCUGACAAUGUCUUCGGUGCCAGAAAAUUCUUCAGUUCCACUGGAUGUGGUCAAUAAACGAAAAGUAUCAUUUACACGUAGCGAUUCGUUUGAUAAAUUCCUAUACACUGCAAUCUACACGCUGCAAUACUUUCAAUUGGCGGGUACGCUAUUGUCACAAAAGUCUUUGCUCCAAUUUCUCGAUGAGCUACAGUAUAAAUCGCGUGUAAUCUUCGAAAAAUAUGCGACGGACACAUUAUCGCCAAGAUUCAAAAAGAUGUACGCAGUGAUAUUAGUCUGUAUUGUUGCAUUCAUUCGAUAUAGUAAAUUCAAUGGUAUAUUUGAGACACCGAAAAAGGUUGCAUCGAAUACCGGCACUGAAACGGAUAAUACCUAUGUGGUUCGAGUACAAAAGCAAAAUGAGGCUGUGUCAUCGAAAGACGUCACCAAAUUGAAUGAUUUAACCGAAGAGAAACGAUUUAAAUGUUGCACCGAUUUCGAUCCAAUUCAUUCACGUAGCACUUCCCCGCUCAAAUCAUGGCGAUCAACUGACUCGGAAAUAUUCCGACAAAAUAUCGGAAUGGUUGUGAUUGUAUAUGGUAGCGCAACAUUAGUCUACAUUCAAUUGAUGUUUUUGGCUGCAUUCCUACAAACAGCCACAACACCGCCACACUUAGUUUUGGUAUUCAGUUUGGCUUACAUUACAUACAUCGUAUUCAAGAUGGGUUUUGCAAAAACAAAGACCAAAGAUGAGUCGACAUCACCAAUUAAAAGUACGAAAUCCGCAUCGACUGCCGAAGAUACGGUGGGUGAACUUCCAAUUAAACGCAAUGGCCGAUUAAGCCGAUCAAGUACACAACGUUUUCUCUACUUCCACAACAAGACUUUGAGCAAAAUUAAAUUGCUCUAAUUAAGUCAUUUCAAACUACAUUAAAUUACAUCACACUUGGGUUACUAAAGCCACCAUUCAUCAUAUAUUAAUAUUGAAGCUUAUAUAAAUAUUUGCCAUUUUGCGAAUAUUGUUAAGUCCAGACUAAAAUACAUCACUGAACUAAUAUAGACACAUUUUUUUUAUAGGAAAAUAAGUACAAAACCAUUUCCUCAAUAACAAAUUGUCAAACACAAUAGACGCGACAUCACAUUUAGAUUAUCAAAAUUACAUUCAACAACUGUUGGCAUUCAAUUUUUAAAUAGAAUUAAUUUUAUUUUAAGAUUACAACCGAACAGAAGAAAUUACUCAUUUUAUACAUGCAUAUGUGACAGAUCAUGGAAUUUAACAAUGAUAGACAAUAUAAAUGUGGAACUGCAAGCAAUUGACUCCCAUUUUAUAGUUAAUAAAGAAAUCUGAAAAAUUUCAA
Messenger RNA from Contarinia nasturtii (swede midge), 2036 nucleotides. RefSeq lists its product as uncharacterized. The transcript is spliced from 4 exons. Lineage: Eukaryota; Metazoa; Arthropoda; Insecta; Diptera; Cecidomyiidae. The coding region runs from base 707 to 1588 and encodes 293 amino acids. The record is from RefSeq and is a predicted model, not a curated record.